UGUUCGCGGUGUCUAGCGUUACUGCAGUUCUGUGUCCUACGCGCUUCCCUUGUGUGGUGUAUGUUAUUGUUUUUCUUCAUAAUAUAAUUACAAAUUGUUGUGCGUUUUUCGAUCCUAUAAACUCUAUCGGAUUUUCGUUUUGUGUCGAAGUUGCCGGCUCGACUCGAGUGGCGCGCAGAGACCUUAAGAUGGGGUCUUGCGGAAAGCUUCUGCUGGCCCUUAUCUUUACGUUUGCCACAAAGGUCUUGUGUGAAGAUGAUACUACCAUGGGACCCAUGUUUAUCAAAGAACCAGAAAAUCGGGUGGAUUUUUCAAAUACUACUGGAGCUAUUGUUGAAUGUACUGCUAGGGGUAGUCCUAGACCUGAAAUUAUUUGGAUACGUGCUGAUGGUACUGCUGUUGGAGACGUACCUGGUUUACGACAAGUCAAAGGAGAUGGCAAUUUGGUAUUUCCACCUUUUCGAGCAGAAGAUUAUAAGCAAGAGGUACAUGCCCAAGUUUAUAUUUGUAUGGCUAAAAAUCGUGUUGGUGUGAUACAUUCUAGGGAUGUAAAUGUUCGAGCUGUUAUAGAAGAACCAUACAGAAGUGAAGUGAACAAUGAAUAUGUAAUACGGGGUAACUCGGUUGUAUUAAAAUGUAGCAUACCACCAUUUAUCGCAGAUUUUGUGACUAUUGUAUCUUGGCAGGAUAAUCGUGGCAAUGUAUACGAACCAUCAUUAAUCGAAGAAAACCCUGUAAACUUAUUAAAUAAUGAUGAUGGUAAAUAUUUGGUUUUACCUUCUGGAGAAUUACAUAUUCGUGACGUAACACCAGAAGAUGGAACUAAGUCUUACCAAUGCCGAACUAAACAUAGAUUAACUGGAGAAACAAGACUUAGUGCUACUAAAGGAAGAUUAGUUAUUACAGAUCCCCAAACAAGUAUUUCACCAAAAAUUAAAAAAGAAGAACUUGCCAUUUUAAUUGGAAAACCAUUUAUGAUUGAAUCUCAUGUAUCAAUGGUUUGUUCAGCUCAGGGAUUCCCUGUCCCUUAUUUUCGGUGGUACAAGUUUAUUGAAGGAUCCAACAAAAAACAAGCAGUGACAUUAGAUGAUAGAAUUAAACAAGUUUCUGGAACAUUGAUAAUACGUGAAGCUAAAGUAGAUGAUUCUGGCAAAUAUUUGUGUGUUGUAAAUAACUCUGUUGGUGGUGAAAGUGUGGAAACCGUAUUGACAGUUACAGCUCCAUUAAAUGCAAUUGUUGAACCUACCAUUCAAACAGUGGAUUUUGGAAGACCUGCUACUUUGACUUGCAAUUAUGAAGGAAAUCCAGUAAAAACCAUUUCUUGGUUGAAGGAUGGUAAACGCUUGAGUUCUCACGAUGGAAGAGUAUUAAGAAUUGAUUCCGUACGCAAGGAAGAUAAGGGAAUGUAUCAAUGUUUUGUGAGGAAUGAGCAGGAGAGUGCUCAAGGAAGUGCUGAACUUAAAUUAGGAGGAAGAUUUGAACCACCUCAUAUUAAAGAAUAUUUCAAUGAUAACACCAUGCAACCAGGAGUCUCUUUGCAUUUAAAAUGUAUUGCAUCAGGAAAUCCAACUCCUGAAAUUAACUGGGAAUUAGAUUCCAAACGCCUUAGUAGCACAGAAAGACUUCGUAUUGGACAACUUAUUACAAUGACAGGAGAAGUAGUUUCAUAUCUUAAUAUCUCUUCAGUCCACACUAAUGAUGGUGGUCACUAUAGAUGUGUAGCCGUAUCUAAAGUUGGUACUGCUGAACACACUGCACAUCUCAAUGUUUACGGUCUUCCUUUUAUUAGACCCAUGGAUAAGAAAAAUAUAGUGUCAGGAGAAAAUCUCUUUGUUACGUGUCCAGUUGCUGGAUACCCAUUAGAAUCAAUCACAUGGGAAAGAGACAAUCGACAACUUCCUAUCAACCGCAAGCAAAAAGUAUUUCCUAAUGGUACUUUAAUCAUUGAAAAUGUUGAAAGGUCUUCAGAUCAAGCUACUUAUACAUGUGUUGCUCGAAAUGCUCAAGGGCAUACUGCUAAAGGAAAUUUAGAAGUACAAGUGAUGGUACCACCAUUAAUGAAACCAUUUUCAUUCGAGGGUGAAUCGAAUGUUGGUGAAACUGCUCAGCUCACUUGUCAUGUAAUAAAGGGUGACACACCAUUAGAAAUAACAUGGGUGUUUCAAGGCCCUGAUGGUCGUAUACAACCUAUGCCACAGCCAAUAAUUGAAAAUAGAAUUGGAAAAAAAAUAACUAUGUUAGAGAUACCUACAGUAACAGAAUAUCAUCGAGGAAGCUAUUCAUGUAUAGCGACAAAUAGAGCAGGAAUCGUCAAUCAAACUGCAUUUUUGAUGGUUAAUGUUCCUCCCAGGUGGAUACUUGAACCUACGGACAAAGCCUUUGCGCAAGGAGGUGACGCAAAAAUUGAAUGUAAAGCGGAUGGAUUCCCCAAGCCCCAAGUGACAUGGAAAAAAGCUAUUGGUAAUUCUCCAGGAGAUUAUAAGGAUAUUAAGGAUUUGAAACCAGGCAGUGAUGACAUUAAAGUUGAUGAAGGAACAUUAUCUAUCCAUAACAUUCAAAAAAAUCACGAAGGUCACUAUUUGUGUGAAGCUGUUAACGGAAUUGGUUCUGGACUGUCUGCAGUGAUCACUAUCAGUGUACAAGCUCCACCUCAUUUUGAGAUAAAAGCAAGAAAUCAAACUUCUGAGAAGGGACAACCUGCUGUUUUGGAAUGUAUGGCAAAAGGAGAGAAACCUAUUGGAAUUGUAUGGAAUAUGAAUAACAAACGGCUAGAUGCUAAGGAAGAAGAAAGAUAUACAAUACGUGAAGAAAUAUUAACUGAUGGAGUAAAAUCAGACUUGAGCAUUAAGAGAUCUGAACGAAUUGAUACUGCUGUUUUUACAUGUGUUGCUACUAAUUCAUUUGGAAGUGAUGAUUCAAGUGUUCAACUUAUUGUUCAAGAGGUGCCUGAAAUUCCUUUUGGAUUAAAAGUAUUGGAUAAAUCUGGCCGAACUGUUCAAUUGUCUUGGUUAGCCCCAUAUGAUGGAAAUUCACCUAUCACUCGUUAUAUUGUUGAAUAUAAAUUGUUGAAAAACACUUGGGAAACAGACAUUGAAAAAGUUGAAGCUACAGGAGAUAAAACUGAAAUGAGUGUAGUAAGUCUUCAUCCAGCUACUACAUACCACUUUAGAAUAGUUGCAGAAAAUGGAGUAGGUGUUUCUAAACCUUCUGAUCCAGUGACCAUAAUUACAUCAGAAGAAGCACCUGGUGGAAAACCAACUAACAUUCAUGUUGAUCCUAUUGAUGAAAAUACUCUAAAGGUAAUGUGGAAAGCUCCAGAACGUAGUGAUUGGAAUGGUGAAAUUCAAGGAUAUUAUGUUGGAUAUAAACAAUCGUCAUUGGUUGAAAACAAAUUUGUGUUUGAAACUGUUGAAUUCAGUAAAGAAGAAGGAAAAGAACAUUAUUUGGAAAUAUUCAAUCUCAAAACAUAUACUCAAUAUACAAUAGUAGUACAAGCUUUUAACAAAUUAGGCGCUGGACCAAUGUCUGAUGAGAUUAAACAAUACACUUCUGAAGGGGUACCAGAACAACCACCACAUGAUACAACUUGUACAACUUUAACUUCUCAAACUAUUAGAAUUUCUUGGGUAUCACCACCACUAAGUACAGCUAAUGGAGUUAUUAAAGGUUACAAAGUAAUUUAUGGACCUAGCGAUUCUUGGUUUAAUGAAAGUACAAAAGACACAAAAAUUACAGUAUCAAGUGAAACUAUUUUACAUGGUCUUAAGAAGUUUACAAAUUACAGUAUGGAAGUAUUAGCGUUCACUGCAGGUGGAGAUGGUGUUCGUGCUCCUAGAAUAUAUUGCCAAACUGAACAAGAUGUCCCAGAAGCCCCAGCUGCUCUCAAAGCCUUGGUUAUGUCCACAGAAUCAGUCUUAGUUAGUUGGAAACCUCCUGCUGAGCCUAAUGGAGAUGUCAAUCAAUACACUGUUUACAUUAAACCAAGUGGUGAUAAUAAAGAUAAAGAACCGUUAGCACAUAAAGUUGCUCCAAAUCAAAUGAGUUUUGAAGCAUCUGGUCUUAUUAAGCAAGAUCCUUAUGAAUUUUGGGUCACAGCAUCGACUAAUAUUGGUGAAGGACAGCCUACCAAAUCAAUUGUUAUUGCUCCUAGUACUCGAGUUCCUGCUAUGAUCGCAUCUUUUGAUGAUUCAUUUGUUGCUACUUACCGCGAAGAUGUAAAACUUCCAUGUUUAACUGUUGGUGUACCUGCCCCAGAAAUUUCAUGGAAAGUCAAAGGUGCACCCCUUGAGAGCAAUGAUCGUAUUCGUCAGUUACCCGAAGGUUCCCUAUUAAUUAGAUCUGUCACUAGAACUGAUGCUGGAGAAUAUUCCUGCUUUGUGGAAAAUUCAUUUGGAAAAGAUAAAAUCACACAUCGUAUUGUUGUCUUAGCACCACCUCACAAACCAGAAGUAUCAGUUGGAGCAACAACAUCCAAUACAAUAACAUUAAAUUUAAAACCUCAUGCUGCUGAUAAAGAACCUAUUCAUGGGUAUACAAUAAAAUAUAAACCUGAAUUUGGCGAUUGGCAAACCGCUCAAGUAGCUGCAAAAGCUGAUAAAUUUACAUUAGAAAAUUUAUGGUGUGGCUCACGGUAUCAAAUAGCUGUUACUGCAUAUAACUUAAUUGGCACAGGUGAUGAAUCAGAUUUAUUGAAUACAAAAACCACCGGUUCAAAACCUAAAAUUCCAGAAGCAAGUAAAUUUAUUGAAGUAUCAGCAACAAGUGUAACAUUACAUUUAAAUGCUUGGUUGGAUGGUGGUUGUCCUAUGCUAUACUUUGUAGUGGAACAUAAAAAAAAAUUGCAAUCUGAAUGGACUCAAGUUUCAAAUAAUGUUAGACCUGGAGGAAAUUUUGUUGUACUUGAUCUAGAUCCGGCCUCAUGGUAUCAUUUAAGAGUAACUGCUCAUAAUAAUGCUGGAUUUUCUGUUGCUGAAUAUGAAUUUGCAUCAUUGACAUUAAGUGGAGGUACUAUUGCUCCCCCUGCACAAGAUGUCACAUCAAUUUAUACAUACUUGCCAUGGAUACCAAAAUGGAUUGAUUUAAAUGUAGUGGUGCCGACUGCUGCAACAAUUAUAGUCAUUAUUGUUGGUAUAAUUGUAGUUUGUUUUGCUUGGUCUCGUAGAGUUCAUGAAAAUGGACAAACUAGAUUAAGAGACGAUAUGACUGUGUAUAAUCAAUCAAUGAUUAUGGGAGGCAAUACACUUGACAAGAGACACGCAGAUUUCAAUGAUGAACUUGGUUACAUAGCACCUCCUAAUCGUAAACUUCCACCUGUUCCUGGUUCCAAUUACAAUACAUGUGACAGGAUUAAAAGAGGUUUUCCCGGCCCUUACCACGGUCACGGUACAUGGAACCCUAGAGCACGUCAUAUGUAUGAAGAACUAAAUGGUAGUAAUCCUAGGUGUAGGGGGCAUUUGCCCCCAUGUCCAGGGUCCGACGAGACAAUGUACACAAGGUGUAGAGGAAUAGAUGGUGAAGACAUCUGUCCAUAUGCUACAUUCCACUUACUUGGUUUUCGUGAAGAAAUGGAUCCUUCAAAAAUGCCAUUCCAAACAUUCCCACAUCCUAAUGGACAUUGUGGUACAAUUGGUCCUGGUGGCACUAUAGCUAGUAAUGGUCUCAUGCAUCAAUGCCCAGGAACCCAGACUAUGCCUCGAAAUGGACGUUAUUCUCGUGUAGGUGGGGCUAAUUCCAUGUUUUCACCUGAGUAUGAUGAUCCUGCCAAUAUGGGAGAUGAAUAUGGCAGUCAGUAUGGACAAUAUGGAGCUCCUUAUGAACAGUAUGAAAGUCGUGCUUCAAUGGCUGGACGUAGUAUUGGAAGCCCAGAACCACCUCCACCUCCUCCUCGUAAUCAUGAUCCAAAUGUGAGCAGCACAAGUAAUGAAGCUAAUGAUUCCAAAGACAGCAAUCAAAUUUCUGAAGCAGAAUGUGAUCAACAUCAACAACCAGCUACUCAGAACUAUGGUGCGCAUUUAAAAGGCAAUACCAAGGAUGGUAUGACCACAGAAGAACUUCGAAAACUCAUAGAAAGGAAACCAAACGAAGCCCCAGCAGGACAACAACGCCUCCAAAGCGGAGGGCUCACAACCUACGAUACUGUGGCAGUGUAACCUCUAGUCAGCCUACAACCAAAACAUUAAUGUUUAAAAUUAUCCCCAAAAAUAAAAAUCCUUUUCCAAAAAUAUUUGUACUGCACUUUUAACUAUAUUAGGUUUUUAACAAAUUUACUUAUGCACAUAAUGCAAGUAAAACAAUAUUAGACUCUGAGAACAAUGUCCCAAUUAUGAGUGUUUUAUACAAUAAGAAUUCUAAGUGUUGUGUCUUUUUUUCGCUUUAGUGGUUUAGAUGUUUAAAAUAAUGUCCUAUUUUAAAAUUUAAUUAUAUGUAAAGAUCUGUGAAUAUUAGGUUUAUUUUAUAUAUUUUAGUAAACAUUUUUAGCUUUAUGUCCAUUAAUUUACCAAAAAAAAAAAUAAUAAUAAUAAAUAAAUAACAUUAUUAAGAAUUUUAUAAUUCUAUUAAUAAUAUUCCGAUAAUAAACAUAUUUUUUGAGUUCCUUUUACGCAAGUACAAAAGUAUUGAUGCGCCAUUUAUGAUGUUUCAGACAAAUAUUAGGUAUUGAGUUAUAAACUACAGUAUAAUCAAUUUAUUUUAUUUUAUGUAGUUGAGAUGUAUGUUUUUUUUAAAUAUAUUCAAAUAUAAUAUAAUAUAAUUAUUAUUUCUAUGAUUCAGAAUCACGUAAAUUCUCUCUUCACUUUUUCUAUGUUUAUAAUAUAUUUUUUUUAAAUUGAUUUUCAUACUAGAAAAAUAGUUAUUAGUGCCUAGUUCAAAAUUAUGUGGCUCUAAACUUCCUUUAUGCGCUUCCACUUUAUCUAAAUUCAAAACCACUAAGCGUGAGAUUAUUUCAAAAUUGUACCUACUUCUCUGUAUUCUUUGAACUAUCUAAUUUUUAAACAUUUAUUAUUGAGAAACUAAUGUUAAUUCACUAACAUUAAAACAAUAGUUAUUUUUAAUUUUGUUAAUACUUUAUUUUAACGGUGCAUACAAUAGUAUAGUUUUGUAAACAUAUUUCUUUAUAAACUUAUAAUUACCAAUUUAUAUUUACUUUAAGUAACCUGAUAUUUUAUUAAUUUUACUUCAGCUUUGUGUCAUUGUUUUAUUUUUAUAAUUUAAGUUUGAUAUUUACGUUGAGUGUUUUGUUCAUAAAACAUAUGUAAUCAUAAUAUUAUUAUAUUGUGUCAGAUAAAAUGACUUGUGUAGCUUUCUGAUAUUUAAAUAAGUAGUUCAGAAACAUACAUAAGAAAUCUUAUUUCUAUAAUUUGUAGAAUAUUGGUAUAAAUUAUUUGAAUAUUUUUGAAACCCUUAAAAAGUUAAAUAAUAUGCAGAAUACUAAUGUAUCAUUAUUAUUUUUUGUUUUUUUACCAAAUAUUGCUCAAAUUUUUUUUUUUUACUUCAUUCAAAAUAACUUUAUCAAUAAAUCCAAUAAUUAAAUCCUUUUUACACACAGUUAAUUUUUCCUAAUAAUUUAAAAUUAUAAUCUUAUCUUUACACUUUAUAAAAUUAUUAUAAAUUACUAAAAAUGACAAAUUAAAAUAAAACCUAGUGCCAAAAUUUGCUUUUUG
Molecule: messenger RNA, 7658 nt
Organism: Rhopalosiphum maidis (corn leaf aphid)
Lineage: Eukaryota; Metazoa; Arthropoda; Insecta; Hemiptera; Aphididae
Gene: Dscam1
Product: Down syndrome cell adhesion molecule-like protein Dscam2
Exons: 36
Coding region: 189-6149 (1986 amino acids)
Biological process (GO): dendrite self-avoidance; axon guidance; homophilic cell-cell adhesion
Cellular component (GO): plasma membrane; axon
Molecular function (GO): cell-cell adhesion mediator activity
Source: RefSeq, a predicted model, not a curated record